CAACGCGACGCGGUUCGCAUGAAACGUCAUUGCUGAGGGCCAGAUGCAGCCUCGCCAUCCACCCGCCUGAAUCUGACAACGCUGCGAAUGCUGGAUCUGCCAGUGCCCGCAUUUCGCUUGCGAUCAUGCCCGCCUUCCAGGCCAUCAACCUCGAGCCAGAGGAAAACAUCGACGAGCAGAUCGACACCACCAAAGAGCUCCAUGUCGAUGAAGCCCUCAAGCGAUUUCAGAAUGCGCUGAAGCUCCACGCCCAAGGCUUGCGGUCCCGCGAAGCCGCCAGUGCUGCCUACGACGAGCUUUUCGAGUCGGAGAUAUUCAAAUACCGAGAAGCGAAAACCGACUACGAGAGAGCAGAGCUACAGGCGAAUGGGCAGGCGUCAACUUCAGCUCUCGAAGCAUUUGCGGACGGACUCGAUGUGGCCGCAGGCGGUGCUGACGGAGUGGCUGCCAGCCUGGCUCUUGCGCUUUACCUCUCCUAUAAAAAUCAUGGGCAAUUCUACUUGGAUAAGCUGAAAGACAAACAAGCGGCAAGCCCCGAGUGGAGUAACAGACUCCAGAUAUACUAUCGCAACGAUGAGGGGAAGAAAGUUCUUGACAGUUGGACUGCGGCACUGGAUCAAGAUCCUUCAGAUCCAGAACUAUGGAGAAAGGUGGCAAGGUUUGCCGGCUCAUUGAACAGCGGAAGAAUCAAGCGAUAUUGCCUAGAGGCUGCAAUAGAGCUAGAUGACGAUCCAGCUGUCAUGGAAGUUGAGCCCCCUUCCAUCGCAGAGAGUUUGGCUGGGGAGCAACUCAAGACCUACUUGAAUCUUCUCGGCGACGAAAUGGCACUGUCACACCCUGCUAUGGGGCCCUGGCUAAAGAAGAAACUGCCAGCGCUUUUGCAACAACAUGUUGACCCGAUACCAUUCUUACCAGACCCAACUUCGACACUCCUAGUACCAGCAGAACUGCAAAGGAGCGGCAAACUUCUACUUACCGACAGCGCCGAUGAGACUGCUUCAGUGUCAAGCGACUUGCAGACCUCAGAAAAGCCCGUUGAAUCAUGGGCUGACCUUGGAUUUGAACUCAUGAAGUGUGCUGAAAAUACAAAGGGCGCUUUGGAGAUCUGCAGGUUGAUCUUGGAAACAGCCAAACAGGAUACGGAUAUGGAAGAAUCGCGAGAGGGAGCCGCCGACGAACCCGAGAACGGCGCCUCUCCCGAUGAGAAAAAAGCUACUUGUGAGAAUGAUGACAAAGGGAAGACGUCUGCAACACCGCCAGAUUCGAAAGAGAGUCAAUUGUCUGAGGCCGCUGAUGACACCGCAAAAGGCGAUGCGGCUCAAAAGGAGUCGAGUGCAACGCAGGCGGCCAGGAAGCGAUCACAGUCUGCUGCAGGGCUACCAGAUGGUGCGGAUGAAGAGAAUGUGACUGAAAAAAGAAGCAAGAGAGUCCGCAGGAGAGCAGAAACAGCCCAGGCUGCUGAAGAAGCCCCUGAUCCGAAUACGCUGAUAGCGAAUCAGCUACGCCCCUUUCAAGAGGCUGAUCAACACCUUUUCACCAUGGCAAAAAACAUGCUCGAGGAGAUUGGUGUGGAGGACAAAGAAACUUAUGAAUAUUUAGACGAGAUUCUGAACCUAUGUGCCGCAGAAGACCGUUUGUCGUCUAAAUGCACCCGUGUUGGGGCCAAGGACUUGCGCACUCUAAUAACCGAUUUCAAGGAAGAUGUUGCAAUGGUGUUCCUUAAUAAAAAGGAGCAAGCAACUUUGGGACUUUCUUCUUUUUUAGAACAUGCCAAAACUGGAUCUCAAGACCAGGCCGUAAAUGUUCCUUUCAAUGAAGCCAAGGGCUUAAGAGAUUUCGCCCAAAAGGUGGAAGAGAGACACGAGCGGAUGACGAGUCACGAUAUUGUUUUUGAAUGGAUGAAAGCAAUAAGCUCCAGUUACGCCUCCUUCAAAUGGUCGGAUGGUAUGAAAACUUCGGUGGUUCAGAUGCUGAAUGCGGCCGACUCUUCUCUAUACAGGCGCGUUUCGGAGGAGCUCAGUGGAAAUCCCUCCCCCGAAGCUCUUGCCGACUUGGAAUCCCUAAUUUCCAUGAUAUUUGAGCUGUACAUCGAUAUUUACGAGCGAAUCACCAACCCUAGCAGCGCUGUUGAUUAUGCAACUCGUAUGGAGACCAAAUACCGGCUCCAGCGAUGGCUGGAUAUAGCAUCGUCUUAUGUGGGCUUGAUGAACCGGCCUGCUGCGGAUCCUCUAUGUGUCAGAUUUUUAUGGGCAUCCGUCAUGGUGUCAUCGCUCUCUGACAAACCGGUUCGAGAGCAUAUUCUCCUGCUGUGGACGUCUCUUCGUGAUUUCCUAGCAGAAGAGGAAGUGGACACGCUGACGCUACCAAACAAUGUAGUUAUGCCGACGAUUUCUCCCGCAGCCGCAGAUCGGGAGAUAUCCAAGCUUACUACAAUGGAUUUCUUCCUCAGCCUCUUCCAGGAAGGGAUGGAAAGCCCUGUCCACGUUAUUGAAACGUUAGAGCCUGUUCUCAACCCGUCAUCUGUCUGUGUAUCUUCAGAGGACCAUGAUGUGACAGAUGCCGAUGCUUCUCCGUUGCCCGACGCAGAACAAGAAAAAGGCACGCAACGCAUAUCAGACUGCGCUACUCAAGGCAUGCGUGACCUUUGGAAAUUUCUGCGCAGUAGUAGCACGGAGCUAAGAUUGUUUCUUUGGUCACGACUUGGCGACGCCUACGAAGCCAUAAAAUACACAACCAAGCGGUUUUCGUGUCACCUCAGGAGUAUUGAGCUUAUUGUGGCAGACUUGGAGAGCGAGAAGUAUGCUAAGCUGCCGGAUGAAUCUCGUCUACUUCUGUACAUGAGGACUUUGAAGUCUCUUGACGAGUUACUAAUUCAAGCGUUAACAUUGGCCUUGAACGACAGUUCUGCAUUUGAUAUUAUUGACGAUGAUCAUCUCAGGUCAAGUUGUAGUGCUAUCGCAAAGGUGAAUUCCAUCUUACAUGUCGCAUUCUUGUGUGAGGAUGAGAUAAAGAUUGGAGUCAAAACAGCGCCGUCUUCAAAUUCCACUUUCCAGUCUCUCAUCACCAAGCUACGAGAAAUGCAAGUACGCACUUGGUGUCUUCAAUUUACCAUGUUCAGGGCAGGUUUGCCUCUACAGAAUCCCAUUGCUCCGGAGAAGGACCUGGCAGACUUUCUUGCCGCCAUUCAUCAAGUUAUUGGUCUCCGAAAAUGCUGCAAAGCGUCUAACAAGAUCUUCCUCAAAGUCAUGCGCAUGGAGCUUCUCCAGAAUAAAAAUAUUGAGAAUUGGGAAGAUUAUCUGGGGCAAGUGGUUUAUGAUCUUUACGGACUCAAGCUUGGAGUGGGAGUGUGGGAAGUUCAAGACCAUGGCUGUCCCCAUGAGAAGCUCGAGAAGCGUCAGACGAUGCAGCUCGUGGAAAAGGUAAUGAUUCUGGCAAACCGUAUGCCGAUGAAGGACCUUUUGAAAUCGGACCUCAAGGCCGCGAUUGAACAUAUGCAACAGACCAUCGGACAGCCAAAAUCUACGCCGCAAAUGAUCCAUAACCUGCGCAACUUCACCGAACUUGUGAAGAAACCCAUCCAUCCCCUUCGACUCUAUCAAGCGUUGGUUGGAGAGGUGUCGGUGGAUGCAGUAUCAACAAACACACCAGAAGCUGCGCUGGCCAAGCACGGCUGGUUUUUCUUACUUGGGAUGAUAGCAUUGACCAAGUUCAAAGCUGUAGACCUAAAUCGACGACAGACACCAGGCGCAACAGACGAUCUUCGUAUUGGAGCGACUUUCCUAAGGCUGCAGCUGCAGUUUAGCUCCGAUAGCUGGGAAUCGUGGUUCCGACUAGCUGAAUGUUUUGACUACGAUCUAGACGAAGCUGUGCUAUGGACGGCCGAUAAGAUGAACAAAGAUCGGGCGGAACUGGUUAAGUUCCAGCGAAAUGCUAUCCACUGUUAUACGCUUGCUUUGUCUCAUUCUAGGUAUCAAGACAUAGAGGGUAAAGAUGAAGACCCCUUACAUGACCUAUAUCAUAAGUUCGGAAUGCGGUUGUAUGCUUCUAGUCGAGAGCCGUUUGCUAUGGAGCCAUUUCAGCAUUCCGAUCAGGAACGAUUCUUUAUUCAGAACAUGGGAGCUGGGACGUUCAAAAGGAUAUUACAUGAACAAAUGACAGAGUACAAGGUGUGGAAGUUUGCUGCCAAGAUGUUCAGAAUGGCUAUGGAACGCAGGCCCGGCAACUGGAAGAACCCCUAUAUGCUGGCCAAGUGCUAUUGGAAGAUGUAUCAGACGCCAGAAGAACAACUCGAUAGCAAAGAUUUGCACAGCAGAGUCGAGAUGACGACGCUGCUCAAGGCGCUGAAGGACGCGGUAAACGUGGCUUACAACGCGAGGAAAUCUCGAAGCAGUGACCCAAUCCUAGAGCCGCAUUAUAAGAUUGUGUCGAUUGUACACAAACUCGUAAUGCGAGGCGAUCUACCCGCCAAGGAAGCUGCCGAAUUGCUAUCAGAACAGCCGUUUGGCGUGCAGUUCAAAGCGGAUGAUAUCUUUGCUUCGUUUACAGAGCCCGAAGAUUGGGAAGAAUACAUUAUCCCAAGCCUUGUGAAGCUCAAGGAGAAGGAUAAGUCUAAUUGGCAACACCGCAUUGUGGCGCGCCAUGCCAGAAUACUGUUUGACGAGGCUAGCAUGGAGCAAGUUAGUGACAUCAAAGUGGCAGCUCGGGCAGCUUUUGCAAUCUUGAAAGAAAACAUGUUCACCAAGACAAUGGUGAUGAAUGUGUGGAAAUGCGAUGCUGAGCGUCCAGGCCGUCACCACGUUUUCACUGAACAAUACGUACGAUUUAUGACAAAACUGCUCGUGGUCAUGUCAGAUAAGACAAAUCUGGAGCAACUGCUUCGCCGUCUACGGAAAAAAGGAGCAGAUUUCUAUCACUUUGUUGACCUAUGGCAGUCUUGCUGUAACGCGUAUCUCAAGCUUCUCAGAGAGGCACACAACAUUCCACAUCUUACAGACGACACAUUUAAGGCUCUCUCUACCGAAGAAUUCGAGAUUUUCAGUGAAAGAAUCACGGAGUGGGCUGCUCGCGACGAGGCGAAUGUGCCAGCGUUCAACUGCAUGAAAGAGGCCAUUGAACUAAAGAAACUCAACGCCAAUCUGAUGAAGGCUGCUGGAAUCGACGAUUUAAUCAACGAUUGUUACUCUAAGAUUUACGUAGAUGUGGCUGGCACAUUACCGGGCCAAGAGCCAAGUAAAAUUAUCGAGGAACGCAACCAGGCGAAGGAGCUUGCGGCCAAGCUUGAAGCUGAGGCUGCUGCCCAAGCGGAUGCCAACAAGCAAACCAGCUCUCUCAGCAACAUACUCAAUCCCCCAAGCACUCAUGAGAGCCUUGCCGGCACUGCAACGCCGCUGGAAGGAGAAAAAUCCGAAGCAGCGCCACGAACUCGCAGGGUUGGAGUUCGAAGGCCAGACGUUCUUCGCAAGGCGGAGCAAGCUGUUGCCCGCUCCAUGGAAGCUCCAAAGUCAGCUCACCCUAGGAGCCGAGUGGGUAGCAUGUCAAGCGGCAAACGUGGAAGCCAGACGCCGAAUGUUGGUGCUAGUGACGCCGACAGCGACGAAGAAGGGCCAGAAACGCAAAUCAGAAGAGAGGAGGCAGGGGAAGAUACUGACAUGCCCGACACUCACUACGAGGAGGAUGGCCAUGAUGGUGAUGGUCACGAUGACUCCAAGAUUGAGGAGGACAAGGAAGAGCUUGAGAGCGAUGAGGCGCCAAGUCUCGUCGAUUCUGCUGAUGAGAGCGACCUUAGCGACGUUCCAGACGAUUAUGAAGAAGACGUCCCGCCAAGUUUGAUGUUCCCACACCUAGGCCGAACUAUCCAAAGCGGCGAAACUAGUGGAGAAGAUGCUGAUAGCGAGAGCGAAGGCGAUGAGGAAGAGGAUGAAGAUGAAGAAGAGCAUGGCGAUGAUGAAGCCGAAGAGGCUGAAGAGGCUGAAGAGGGCGAAGAAGAACACGAGGGCGAUGACAGCAAAGAUAUCCACGACGAUGGCGGAGAGGAAGAGGAAGAAGGGGAUGAAGAAGAGGAAGAAGAAGAACAUGACGAUGACACCGAGAUGGCGGAGCCGCAUACUCCGCAGCGGAAUGAGGACGAAUCUGUAGAUAUGGGAACGUAAGCAGGAUUGAUUUUGUUAGGGGGAAAAGAGCUCGGUAUAUACAUAUGCUUUUGGGAAAGAAGAGAAAGUGGUUACCUGUUCUACUGGAUUUUAUUAGUUAUUGUAAGGGCUUUUCUACGGUAGAGCUUUCUAAAGAAGGAAAAGUGCCUUUAUUUGCUAUUUGGAUUGGGCUAGCGGAAGGUGGGCGUGGUUUAGGAUGCGUAUGUUUUGAUUUAGAUAUGUUAUUCUUUUUGGGCGUAGGGGUCAAGAAUAUCAUACAUUGUCUUUCAAAUAGCUUCACUUUAAUUGUAUGGUGCU
Trichoderma asperellum CBS 433.97 is the source of this 6446-nucleotide messenger RNA. It is a transcript of the gene HIR3, whose product is annotated as Histone transcription regulator 3. NCBI's taxonomy places the organism in Eukaryota, Fungi, Ascomycota, Sordariomycetes, Hypocreales, Hypocreaceae. The record is from RefSeq and is a predicted model, not a curated record. Gene Ontology annotation, molecular function: nucleosome binding. Gene Ontology annotation, cellular component: HIR complex; nucleus. Gene Ontology annotation, biological process: chromatin organization.